GGAGUGAGGCAUUUUCAAAGUGCAGUCAGCUCAGAGUAUUUCUCUCUCUAACUUUCUCUCUCCUCUCCACUGCGGCGAGAAGUGCAGAAAAUGCAGCGUUUCAUGGAUUUGCAGGAGAAUUCGGAGUUGUCUGAGACCAAUUCAUGGCUUUCAUCGAAAGAGCACGCGUUAGCUUCCGGUGCGGCGCCCAAUACUAAUGUGGAUCGCGACCUUUACAACGACCUCGUCGGCAUUGUCCCUCUCGUUCAGUCACUCAUCGAUCGUAAAGCGAACAGUUCGUUCACGCGGCAUGGUUCCAUGAUCUACACCAAGACACCUACAAGAGAAUCGUUGUCUAAAAGAGUAACGGAUACUAAAAGUAGGAAUGUUGCCCAAUCUAUUCCUGCCAAAAAGAAAAGGGAUCAUGGAGAAAAAGAACAAGGAAAAACUGGUGGCAAUGACACUGAUGCUUAUUCCACAUUUUCUUCAAGAGACAGUGAAGAGUUGAAUGUGUUGAAGGAACAGGUAGAGGAACUUCAGAGGAAAUUGUUGGAGAAAGAUGAACUUCUAAAGUCAGCAGAAAACACAAGAGACCAGUUGAAUGCUUUUAGCGCAAAACUUGAUGAGCUGAAGCACCAGGCUUCAGAAAAGGACACGUUACUGAAGGUUACACAACAGCAGCUCUCUGAUGCUAAAAUUAAGCUCGCAGACAAGCAAGCUGCUCUUGAAAAGAUACAGUGGGAAGCUAUGACAUCCACCAAGAAAGUAGAGAAACUUCAAGAUGAGCUAGGUUCCAUGCAAGCGGAUAUUUCAUCAUUCACGUUAUUACUGGAAGGAUUAUCAAAAACUGACACUGCUAAAUACACCGACAAUUAUGAUGUGAAGCCUUAUGAUUUCAGUCAUCUGCCAAGUAUUGAUGAUUUGGACGAGAUGGAUUUACAGGAAAUGGAAGAAGCAAGAAAAGCUUAUAUGGCUGCUGUUGCUAUUACCAAGGAAAGACAAGACGAGGAAUCUAUUGCGGCUGCUGCUAAUGCUAGGUUACAUCUUCAGUCAUUUGUUUUCAAAUCCAAAGAUUUUAACCUGUAAAGUCACUAGUUUUAUUUGAUGUCUACACGUUAUGUCCCUUUAGUCAAAAUGGUAAGGCACUUAUCCUGUCUUAGGGAGAUUGAUUUUCUUACAA
Vigna umbellata (rice bean) is the source of this 1159-nucleotide messenger RNA. The record is from RefSeq and is a predicted model, not a curated record. Lineage: Eukaryota; Viridiplantae; Streptophyta; Magnoliopsida; Fabales; Fabaceae.